UAGGUUGAUGCCAGGAUCACACCCAACGAUCCAGGAGACACACGAAGAGAUUUCAAUACACGGUUUGAUUGUUUUACAGGAGCCUACGCUGGACAAGAGUGAGGUGGCAACUCUGGGCCUACCCUCCACCACCAGCCAUGGAGGCUCUGACAGUAACAUCAGUGCAGACGGAGCGGGGGCAGCGUCUGGGAUCAUGGCCGGGGGCGCUGAAGGGUCGGUGGCCGUCGAGCCACAGCGGACACGUGCUGCUCUGGAGCACCUGCAGCAGAAGAUCCUGAGGGUCACCGAGCAGAUCCGUGUGGAGCAGGAGGCGCGCGACGACAACGUUGCAGAGUACCUGAAAUUGGCCCACAACGCAGACAAACAGCAGGCGUCCAGGAUCAAGCAGGUCUUUGAGAAGAAGAACCAGAAGUCAGCACAGACCAUCGCACACUUGCACAAGAAACUAGAGCACUAUCAUAAGAAGCUAAAGGAGAUAGAACAAAAUGGACCAGCCCGGCAGCCUAAGGAUGUCUUUCGGGAUAUGCAGCAAGGAUUAAAGGACGUGGGGGCCAAUGUUCGUGCUGGGAUAAGUGGUUUCGGAGGUGGAGUAGUUGAAGGGGUCAAAGGUGGUGUAUCUGCCCUCACUCACACAGCCGUGGUCUCCAAGCCGAGGGAGUUUGCCAGUCUUAUCAGGAACAAGUUUGGCAGCGCAGACAACAUCGCUCACCUAAAGGACACACUCGAGGACGGAGUUGGGGGCCACUCUGAGCACACCCCCACGCCUCGUGCGCUGAGCGGAAGUGCCACUCUGGUCUCCAGCCCAAAGUACGGCAGCGAUGACGAGUGCUCCAGCGCCACAUCCGGCUCCGGAGCAGGCAGUAAUUCUGGUGGGGUCGGGGGAGGAGUGGGGAUGUUAGGGCCAGCAAUGGGGAGUCCCAGACUGGACGGGCACCACCACCACCACCAUCACAUGCACAGCUCUUGGGACUCUCUAGUCGAGGGCCUACAGGAGAUCAAAGCCGGCCAGGCACACAUGGAGGACGCCAUCGAGGACAUGAAGGGCCAGCUGCAGAGCGACUACUCCUACAUGACACAGUGCCUGCAAGAAGAGAGAUACAGGUAUGAGCGACUUGAAGAGCAGCUGAAUGACCUAACAGAGCUGCACCAGAACGAGAUGUCGAACCUUAAACAGGAGCUCGCCAGCAUGGAGGAAAAAGUGGCCUACCAGUCGUAUGAGAGAGCGAGAGACAUUCAGGAGGCCGUGGAGUCGUGCCUGACCCGCAUCACCAAGCUGGAGCUGCAGCAGCAACAGCAGCAGGUCGUCCAGUUGGAGGGAGUGGAGAACGCCAAUGCUCGAGCUCUGCUGGGCAAACUCAUCAAUGUCAUCCUGGCGCUCAUGGCCGUGCUGCUGGUCUUCGUCUCCACUUUGGCAAACUUCAUCACCCCGCUGAUGAAGACCCGAACCCGGGUGGCCGCCACCGUCCUGCUGACUUUGCUGCUGUUCAUCCUGUGGAAGCACUGGGACUUUGUGGAGCUGUGGCUGCUGCCCAGCUGAGCUCCCUUAGAGAGACUCCAGAGGGGAUCAGAGCAGAGAGUCACAAGCUGGUUUCAACUCAGUCACCACUGCUAAAGGAUUCAGAGACUGAAAUAGAAUGAGAGCUGCUGCACUUGUUCCCUUUGAGUUUAAAGUGGGAGUUUCUGAGGACAAAGCAUGGCACUUUUAGUUGAGGACAGGGUCAGAUCCAGCCUACAGACUGCGUUGAGAGGUGUUUAGAGUGAAGAAAGUCAAAAGACAUCAUCUCAUCUCACCCAAAUCUAUUGCUGUUGAUGACCAACCAACGAUUGCAUCGCUGUCACCAAAAACUGAGUUUCUUGCAAGACAUCUUUGGAUCGUCUUUUCUAACUAUUUAUGAUACAUGAGUUACAAAGGCUAGAGCAACUUAUAAAGACUGUAAAAAGCUGAUCAUGUUUUCUGUAACCUUCAUGUUGAAGCUAUAGUAUAUUUGAGAGGAAAAUGUUUUUUUUGAUGAAUGUUAUGUGCUCAUGCAUGUCCUCAUAUGUGCACUGAGAUGCAUUUAGCUGGCAUGAGUUAACAUUUCAUUAAUGACUAAAUGAAUCUUCUGUAACUGCCGGUUUGUUGUCAGAAAUACAGUGCAGAUAUGUUGUAUCCACUCUCAUUCCCAGUUUGUUUCACGUCCUGGUCUAGUGUUGAAGCUUUUAGAAGCAUUUCAUACUUUUUGUCUUUCUUGAAGUCAAAGGAACAGUUAAAAAAACAACACGACACACAACAACAACAACAACAACGCUGAUAUCGACUAAAAUCCACCAUAAUAAUUCAACCAUGUAAAAUCUGUUCUGUCCAUAACUGUUAUUUCAUAAACAUUAUUGUAGAACUGCUACUAUCCACAGUGUCAAACUAAAUGGCAUGUCAAAGUGUAUCAAAGUUUCUAUCCAGUUUGCA
This is a messenger RNA of Xiphias gladius (swordfish), 2443 nucleotides long. RefSeq names its product transmembrane and coiled-coil domain family 2 (gene tmcc2). Gene Ontology annotation, cellular component: endomembrane system. Bases 8 to 1537 code for a protein of 509 amino acids. The record is from RefSeq and is a predicted model, not a curated record. The transcript is spliced from 5 exons. NCBI's taxonomy places the organism in Eukaryota, Metazoa, Chordata, Actinopteri, Istiophoriformes, Xiphiidae. Gene Ontology annotation, biological process: amyloid precursor protein metabolic process.